AUGGCAUCUGCAAGUCAACCGAAUGCUGGAAGUCAGGGUUGCUGGUGGUGGCUCCUCAAGGAUUUGCCGGAGAAGACAAAGAAUAAAGUGGUAAAUGUUGCCGGGAAGGCAAACAAGCUCGGACGAGAUGAACCGAGAAGGAUUAUUCACUGCCUAAAAGUAGGACUGGCUCUUACGUUGGUUUCCUUGUUAUACUAUGUUCACCCUCUCUAUAAAUUCUUCCAUGAAUCUGGAGUAUGGGCCGUCUUAACUGUGCUCCUCGUCUUAGAAUUCACAGUGGGAGGAACCCUGGGAAGGGGUUUAAAUAGGACGUUUGCAACACUGCUAGGUGGCGCUCUAGGUGUUGGAGCCCAACAUCUAGCAGCUCUGUCCGGAGAGAUUGGACAACCAAUAGUACUGGGUCUCUGUGUCAUGGUUUUAACUGCAGCAGUGACGUUUCUUCGGUUCUUUCCUGAAAUGAAGGCAAGAUAUGAUUACGGACUGAUAAUAUUAAUGUUGACAUUCUCUAUGGUAUCUGUAUCUGGCUACCGAGAUGAAGACGCAUUAACCAUAGCAUACGAGAGGCUAUUGACCAUCAUCGUCGGUUGCGUUAUUGCUCUUCUUGUAUCCAUUUUAAUUUGUCCGGUAUGGGUUGGUGAAGAUCUUCAGAGACUCAUUGCUGCCAACUUGGAGAAACUUGGCAGCUUCUUAGAAGGAUUUAGUGGUGCAUACUGUAGAAUUUCAGGAGAUGCACAGAUAACGAUUGAUCAGUCAUUUCUGCAAGGAUAUAAAAGCGUUCUUACUUCAAAACACAGUGAAGAAACCAUGGUUAAUUUAGCAAGAUGGGAACCUGGUCAUGGUCGAUUCCUGUUCCGCCAUCCAUGGAAGCAAUACCUGAAAGUUGGAACCCUAGCGCGGCAAUGUUCCUACAAAAUUGAAAUUCUAAGUGGCCACCUUGCCUCUGAGAUCGAAGCUGCUCAAGAAAUUCGAGGCGAAAUUCAAGAGUCGUGCAGAGAGAUGACCAGAGAAUCAGGAAAAGCUUUGAAGGAACUAGCAGCAACAAUUAGAACAAUGACUCGAUCAACUUCCAUGGACUUCCACAUUGAGAACUCCAAAGGUGCAGCCAAGAAUCUCAUGUCUUUACUCGAAACAGGUUUGUUGGAAGACAGUACUACUCUCCUUGAGAUAAUACCAGCUGUCGCAGUUGCUUCGACGGUAAUGGACAUUGUAACAUGCACUGAGAGAAUUUCUGAUGCAGUUAAGGAACUAGCCUCUCUUGCACAUUUCAAAAGUACUAUAAGCCCUGUCGUAACACCAGAAGAACCAUAG
Molecule: messenger RNA, 1308 nt
Organism: Vitis vinifera (wine grape)
Lineage: Eukaryota; Viridiplantae; Streptophyta; Magnoliopsida; Vitales; Vitaceae
Product: aluminum-activated malate transporter 8
Exons: 6
Coding region: 1-1308 (435 amino acids)
Biological process (GO): malate transport
Cellular component (GO): plant-type vacuole membrane
Source: RefSeq, a predicted model, not a curated record